Capsaspora owczarzaki ATCC 30864 is the source of this 1998-nucleotide messenger RNA. RefSeq names its product protein kinase. Gene Ontology annotation, biological process: protein phosphorylation. The record is from RefSeq and is a predicted model, not a curated record. The coding region runs from base 64 to 1800 and encodes 578 amino acids. Gene Ontology annotation, molecular function: protein kinase activity; ATP binding; protein binding. The transcript is spliced from 7 exons. Lineage: Eukaryota; Filasterea; Ministeriida; Capsasporidae.
UAAUUUUUUUUCUGUUUGGAAAGCUCACAGCUUGUUUAGCUGUUUGUUCAAAAUCUUCUCAAAAUGCUGUCGCCUCAUUUGAUGACCCCGAAACAGUACGAGCUGUAUGACAAAGUCAAGUAUACGAAUGGAUUCCUCUCGCUGCAACACAAUAAGCUGGGCAUACCUGAAGCUCAAGCAAUUGCUGUGGCAAUCAAAGAGAAUGCGGCAUUGCAUGAGGUCCAUCUGGGCUGUAACCAAAUUGGAGAAGCGGGAGCGCAGGCGAUUGCUGACGCACUCAAGGUAACCACGUCGGUUACUGGAUUCCAUGCUCACCGCAACCAGAUUGGCGACGUUGGAGCGCAGGCGAUUGCUGAGGCGCUCAAAGCGAACACGACGAUAACCAAGCUCGAUCUGAGUCUGAACCAGAUUGGCGACGUUGGAGCGCUGGCGAUUGCUGAGACACUCAAAGUGAACAAGACCCUGACGUCCGUUCGUUUGAAUGAUAACUUCUUGACCCACGUCGGAAUUUCUGCUCUCAGACAAACAGGCAAUACCAUUUGUAAAUUCAAUUUGGAAAACCAAAAAGUUCCACCACCUGCCGCAUCGGUUCAGAUGACAGGCAGUGUCGCAGCAACCCCUCAGCCCCAACCUUCUGUCAAUCUUGCAGUUGAGAAUCAGCAAUUGCGCUCCGAACUCGCUACCAAAGAGCAAGUCCUCGCUGCAAAAGUUCAGGAGCUCGCUUCCAGAAAUGAGGCGCUCGGGACCAAAGACCAAGAGCUCGCUACCAAAGACCAAGAGCUCGCAACCAAAGUGCAGGAGUUGCAACAACUGCGCUCAAGUCUCGCUGCCAAAGAUCAGGCGCUCGCUGCCAAAGAUCAAGAACUGAAGUCAGCUCUUGAUCGGAUUGACGUCCUUGAGCGCAAUCAGCCCGCUGCUGGAUCCGCGUCGAACUUUGACGGACCCAUCCCACAAGUUCCUCUCGCAACUCUUGUCGCCGCCACGAACAACUUUGCCGCUGAUUCUCUGCUUGGAGAAGGAGCAUUUGGUCGCGUGUACGACGCCAGUUUGCCUGGCCCUCGCGUUGCCAUCAAGAAGUUGUCUGCCGAAUCCAAGCAGGGCACGGUUGCAUUCAAGUCGGAACUGGACUCUUUGUCCAAAUUCCGUCACGCAAACAUCAUUGCGAUUCUGUCGUAUGCAGAGGAAGGUGACGAGCGAUGCCUGGUCUACGAAUUCAUGCCGAAUGGUUCAGUUCGCGAUCGCUUGAAUCUGAAGAACAACACCCCUCCGCUGACCUGGGCCCAGCGCCAUAAGAUCGCGGCCGAUGUCGCCCGCGGCAUGCACUACGUCCAAACGGCCUUUCCUGACCAUGCCCUGUUCCACCUCGACCUCAAGACGGACAAUGUUCUGCUGGACGCGUACUUUAACGCAAAAGUGUCUGAUUUCGGUCUCGUCCGAGCUGCUCAACACCUCGAUGAUAAAAGCUACCUGCGUACUCAAAACGUUCAAGGCACAGCUGCUUACAUGUGCCCCGAGUUCUUUGCCGAGGGCAGAAUGACCAUCAAGACGGACGUCUUCGCCUUUGGCAUGAUUCUGCUCGAGCUCGCGACCGCCGCCAAGCCCGGGCCCAGACUGAAAACUGAUAUGCGCAAGGCUGUGAAAACCCAGAAAUUCGUUGAGAUGCUGGACUCGGCCCUCAAACCAAGCGAGACAGAGCUCCAGAGCAUCAGCGAGCUUGUCAUGCUUGCGAUGGAGUGUCUUGACGACGCUGCAGACGAUCGCCCGUCCUUUGGUAGCAUCCUUGUUUCGUUGGAUCCGUGAUGAUCCAUCGGAUCGCUGAAACCCUUUGAGAAUGGGGCGAUGGUCCGCAAAGUUGGGGCUCUGUCGUGAACGCAAUCCGCCUGCAUUUCGUUGAAUUGUGCUCUUGCAUGAUUGUCGUUUGGUGUUUUUGAUGGAACGUCGGCGUUGUUUUUGUGUGUUGCCGAAUCACUUUGUUCAAUCCGAUAGUCAGUCUGGAAA